This is a messenger RNA of Tupaia belangeri chinensis (Chinese tree shrew), 3879 nucleotides long. RefSeq names its product polypeptide N-acetylgalactosaminyltransferase 6 (gene GALNT6). Gene Ontology annotation, biological process: protein O-linked glycosylation. Gene Ontology annotation, molecular function: polypeptide N-acetylgalactosaminyltransferase activity. NCBI's taxonomy places the organism in Eukaryota, Metazoa, Chordata, Mammalia, Scandentia, Tupaiidae. Bases 427 to 2295 code for a protein of 622 amino acids. The transcript is spliced from 12 exons. The record is from RefSeq and is a predicted model, not a curated record. Gene Ontology annotation, cellular component: Golgi apparatus.
GUCGGGAAAUCAGCGAGCGGCACUGCGGCGCGGCGGCGGCUCUAACUCGGCGCGACAGGAUGUGGUUAGUACCUUGAGAAACUGCAGGUUCCAGAGAGAACACUUCAGACAGCCAGGUUGGAUUGAGAGAGCUGAUGCCUGGAGAGGGCUCAGUUAAAUCCUACAUUUCUUUCUCCUGGGGAAAUGAAAAGAGCAAAGACAAACCUUAGUGCAAGAAAUUGCAAGCCAGUGCCAAGAUGAGUGAUUAUGAAUGAACUUAGCAAUUCCAAGUGAAUCAGUCAGAGAAGUCUUCCUGGAGGAAGUGAGCCUUGAGUGCUGGCAAUAGCUAGCAGAAGCCCAGUGUGAGACCACAACAUAUCGAGCGGUUUUCAAGGUCAGGCCCAGGACUGGAACCGACCCAGCUGGGGUCCCCAUUGGUGCUAGAGGAUGAGGCUCCUCCGCAGACGCCACAUGCCCCUGCGCCUGGCCAUGGUUGGCAGUGCCUUUGUGCUCUUCCUCUUCAUCCUGCAGAGGGACGUAAGCAGCAGGGAGCAGGCCACAGAGAAACCAUGGCUGAGGUCCCUGGUCAACCAGAAGGAUCAUGUCCUGGACCUCAUGCUUGGAGCCAUGAACAACCUUAGAGAUUCGAUGCCCAAGCUCCAGAUCAGGGCUCCGGAACCCCAGCAGAAUCUGGUCUCCAUGAACCAGCCCUGCCUUCCUGGGUUCUAUACCCCAGCUGAGCUGAAGCCCUUCUGGGAACGGCCACCGCAGGACCCCAAAAGCCCUGGGGCAGAUGGAAAAGCAUUUCAGAAGAACAACUGGACCCCCCUGGAGACUCAAGAAAAGGAAGAGGGCUAUAAAAAGCAUUGCUUCAAUGCCUUUGCCAGUGACCGGAUCUCCCUGCAGAGGGCCCUGGGGCCAGAUACCCGACCCCCUGAGUGUGUUGACCAGAAGUUUCGGCGCUGUCCCCCACUCCCCACCACCAGUGUUAUCAUUGUGUUCCACAACGAGGCCUGGUCCACACUGCUGCGAACAGUGUACAGUGUCCUACACACCACCCCUGCCAUCUUGCUGAAGGAAAUCAUCCUGGUGGAUGAUGCCAGUACUGAGGAUUACUUGAAGGACAAGCUGGAACAGUACGUGAAGGAGCUGCAGGUGGUGAAGGUGGUGCGGCAGGUGGAGCGGAAGGGGCUUAUCACUGCCCGGCUGUUGGGGGCCAAAGUGGCACAGGCAGAGGUGCUCACAUUCUUGGAUGCCCACUGUGAGUGCUUCCACGGAUGGCUGGAGCCCCUCCUGGCUCGAAUUGCCGAAGACAAGACCGUGGUGGUGAGCCCAGACAUCGUCACCAUUGACCUUAACACUUUUGAGUUCUCCAAGCCAGUCCAAAGUGGCAGAGUCCAUAGCCGUGGCAAUUUUGACUGGAGCCUGACCUUUGGCUGGGAGACUCUACCUCCACAUGAGAAGCAGAGGCACAAAGAUGAGACCUACCCCAUCAAAUCCCCGACGUUUGCUGGUGGCCUCUUCUCCAUCUCCAAGUCCUACUUUGAGCACAUCGGUACCUAUGAUAAUCAGAUGGAGAUCUGGGGAGGGGAGAACGUGGAAAUGUCCUUCCGGGUGUGGCAGUGUGGGGGCCAACUGGAGAUCAUUCCCUGCUCUGUGGUGGGCCAUGUGUUCCGUACCAAGAGCCCCCACACCUUCCCCAAGGGCAUCAAUGUCAUUGCUCGCAACCAAGUGCGCUUGGCUGAGGUCUGGAUGGAUAGCUACAAGCAGAUAUUCUACAGGAGAAAUCUGCAGGCAGCAAAGAUGGCCCAAGAGAAAUCCUUUGGUGACAUUUCGGAACGGCUGAAACUAAGAGAACUUCUACAUUGUCGCAACUUUUCCUGGUUCCUGCACAACGUCUAUCCAGAGAUGUUUGUUCCUGACCUGAAGCCUACUUUCUAUGGAGCCAUCAAGAACCUCGGCAUCAAUCAAUGCCUGGAUGUGGGUGAGAACAACCACGGAGGGAAGCCUCUCAUCAUGUAUGCCUGCCAUGGUCUGGGCGGCAACCAGUACUUUGAGUACACAACCCAAAGGGACCUUCGCCACAACAUUGCAAAGCAGCUGUGUCUACAUGCCAGCGCUGAUACUCUGGACCUUAGGAGCUGUCAUUUCACUGGCAAAAAUAGCCAGGUCCCCAAGGACGAAGAAUGGGAAUUCACCCAGGAUCAGCUCAUCAGGAAUUUAGGAUCUGGUACCUGCCUGACAUCCCAGGACAAAAAGCCAGCCAUGGCCCCCUGCAAUCCCAGAGAUCCCCACCAGCUCUGGCUCUUUGUCUAGGCCUCAGUGGACCAUCCUCAGUGGAAGCCCACACAAGCUCUCAGGAAACAGGAUUGAUGAUGUCUGAGAACCUGAUGAUGAGCUUCUCUAGAAGCCUUAAAGAUAGAUUUCUAAACUCAAUGGAUGUCACGGCAGGACCUUCCUACUCCCUGCAACAACAUUGAGCCCAUUUUUUUUCCCUCUAUACUGAUGGAAGAGACCAUGAGAAUACAUGGCUUAUUUGGCUUAGGGCUUUCCUUCUGUUCUAGAAACAGACCUCCAAAGCAGAGAAGGCAGCUGGGCAAGGGCUCAGGAUAGCAAUGCUGAAUUCAAAAAGUACUGUUACAGCCAUGUCCUGAAUCUCUGUUCAUCCAAAGCACCCACAGAAUUCAGUGAAGUGGUGUGUGCCAACAGAGGGAUUAGAGGUCUAAGAGAGCCUCCCUUGCUAGUAUCAUCCAGAGUUUAUAGACUAUUUACAGUUUAUAGGAAGCACCCUGACAGGUAUGUACAAUAAUCCUGUGAAAAAGGAUAGGAACCACUGUGUCCAUUUUACAGAUCAGAAAGUUGAGGCAGAGAGAUAAAGAAGAUUGUCAUCCCAAACUAGUGGAUAGCUGGAGCUAAGACUGAGGUUCAGUCUUCAGUGCUGAACCAAGGUUCUUUCCAGCACACCACAGAACACUAAAGAACUAUCACCAGCCUUCCCAUUCUCGCCUCCCUCCAUUCUGACCAUUUCUUAACGAUUGGCCUCCAUAAAGCCUGUAAGGAUAAAUCCAGGUAUCCAUAUUGGGAGAGACCACAUUUGGCAAUCCUGGGAUAGAAUGUUGAAAGAAAGCUCAUGGUGCCAGUGACCGCCCAAUUUAAGUCCUGGAACCCUUUUAUUUCUAAUCUCCUUAUAUCUGGUAGAUAAAAAGGAAAGUUGCAUGGGUAAAAUUGAGGGAGGUAGGGUAAUGCCUCCAGUACCUGAAUUUCUAAAAAAAUCUAUAAGCACAAUUAAAAAAUCAUUGCUUUAGCCCAACCCUAUCUUUUCAUAUUAUGAAACCAAGGCCAGAUAAGUCCCUGGCCACCCAGCAAGGUAUUGGCAGCCCUGAGAGGCUAGGACCCAGAUAAUAACAAGAGGUCUGGGAAGUCUGAGAAUACUGGGGCAGCAUGCAGGGUCCUACAUGAAAGACUGACCUAUCUGCUGUACUCAUAUGAAGUCCCUGCAUGGAGCAGACCCACCGUCCAGACCAGCUCUUCUCCAAGCAAGUUGAACCCCACCUCAUGGAGGAUUUCUUUGCCUGAAGAAGAAAGCCCAGCUGCCUAGGGGAGGACUAAAAUUCUAUCCUAGAAGGCUCUUUUGGCUUUCUGUAGCAGCCUGUCACCACAUGGGGGUGCCAGGGGACCACAGCUGCCUCCUGUUCCCACAACUCUGCGCUAUCGCUAUCAGAAACCUCUGAAGUCCUGGAGAGACUUGAGGACUACUUGGAGUAGACCUGCCAAAGGGAAAGGAGAGAGUGAUCAGGAUGUGACCCGGAGUAGGGGAAAGGAAAAGUUCUUUCCUGAAAAAAAAUAAGAGAAUUGGACAAGGGAUCCCAGUGGAAAUAAAGAUUUUAUGGCAUUGGUAAA